AUGCGCACUUCUUCAGGUAUCACCUUUGUUUUGGCAGCAUGUUGGCUCGUCGUAGUUGCAGUCGUCCCUGGCGGCACGAUCGCGACGAAUACUAAAGAAGUCACAGUUGAGGCAGGUGACACCUUCUGGAUCAUUGCCAGUAGAUAUGGUACAACUCCCGCCGCCAUCGAAGCUGCUAACCCAGGGGUGAACCCAAGCGAUCUGCAAAUAGGCCAAGUCAUUAACGUUCCUAACCAAGCGGCUAUUUCUCAAGGCCUUGAUACAUCCAAUACAACCACCCAAAAUUCUCUCAUUGCCCUAGGCCUUGGGGCAGUUUCCUCAUCAUCCGGCGGCCAGGCCAGCGGUGCUUUGCUUACCUCUGGGCCUGCUAAUACGAUGUCAGAUCCCGAUGCACAGCCGGAGUCUACGACAUCCACAAACCUGGCAGCUUCAGUGUCAGACCCAGAACCGUCGAAAUCUGUACAAAAUACAGCUUCGACCACUUUGAAAUCAGCAUCAGGUCCUAUGACUUCAGACGACUCUGGAGCAACAGCUGCGGCUUCAGUCUCGGUCACCCAGGGGCCGUCGGCUUUUGACACUAGCUCAUUGGACCUAGCAUCUAGCCUCAUUCCUUCUCAUCCCGCAAUCCCGUCUACUCAACAGCCCACUAUACUGUUCACUCCUAUUACGCUAUCUUCUUCCGUUGCCUCUCCUUCUGCUCCAGGCUCUUCUAACGAACCCUUAACUACGGCUCUCGGUGCUGCAGAAUCGCCAUCCUCGCAGAACAUCCCUGAGUCUGCGCCAGCUGCGGGGUCAGCACCUCAAAGUCUGGCAUCAAAUGGGAUACCAGAAACUGGUGGGAUCUCGAUAGCAAAUGGAACACCGGUCUCCAAUACUAACACCUUGCAAGCUUCGGCAACCCAGGUGCCAUCAUCAAAUGAAAUACCAGCAUCUGAUGGGACUUCGAUAUCCAACGGAGCACUUGCUUCAAGUACUGGUUCUUUGAAAGCUACGGCUUUAGCAUCCCAAGUACAGUCUUCAAAUGAAAUCCCCUCCUCCAAUGAGAACUCUUCAAAUAAGACCCCAUCCUCAAACAAAUCCCCAUCAUCAGAUGGGAACUCGGCAUCCAACGGAGCACCGGCUUCAAACGCCGUCUCUUUGCAACCUUCCGCUUUAGCAUCCCAGGUACAGUCUUCACAUGAGACACCCUCACCAAAUGAGAUUUCGGUAUCCAAUGGAACACCGACUUCAAAUUUGAACUCCUUGCAAGCCUCAGCUUCAGUAUCUCAAGCACCAUCAUCUAAUGAGGCCCUCCCAUCAAACGAGACCCCUUCCUCGGAUGAGACCCCAUCACCGAGCGGGACAUCAUCUCCAAACGGUUCGUCAGUAUCGAACAAGGCACCGGCAUCGAGUAACACAGAAGCUUCAACUGGGCCAAACCCGUCAAACAGUCCACCAACAUCGAAUGGCGUAAUACAGUCAAGUAACGCAGAAGCGUCAAAUGCGGUGCCAGCAUCAACGGAGACACCAGCAUCAAACGGCGCACUACAGUCAGGUAACGCAGAAGUGUCAAGUGACAGUACCAGCAUCAGAUAA
Molecule: messenger RNA, 1575 nt
Organism: Letharia columbiana
Lineage: Eukaryota; Fungi; Ascomycota; Lecanoromycetes; Lecanorales; Parmeliaceae
Exons: 1
Coding region: 1-1575 (524 amino acids)
Source: RefSeq, a predicted model, not a curated record